Micromonas pusilla CCMP1545 is the source of this 1428-nucleotide messenger RNA. RefSeq lists its product as uncharacterized. The transcript has 2 exons. The record is from RefSeq and is a predicted model, not a curated record. The coding region runs from base 1 to 1428 and encodes 475 amino acids. Lineage: Eukaryota; Viridiplantae; Chlorophyta; Mamiellophyceae; Mamiellales; Mamiellaceae.
AUGCUUCUUCGCGCCGCCGCGCUCGCGUCGCCGCGCGCCGCGUCGCCGCGCGGUGUCGCGUCGCCGUCCGCGCGACGCGUCGCGCGCGCGUCGACGCGAACACAUCUCAUCAUUCCGCGCGCUCAUCGCGCGCGGGGUCUCUCGCCGCUCGCGGCGACCGCGGGCGACGACGACGACGUCGUCGACGUCGAGGCGACGUCCGCGCCGUCCUCCUCCUCCUCCUCCUCCUCCUCCUCCACGCUCAGCGCGCUGGACGCUCUCCUCGGAACGACGCCGUCCGACGACGACGCGCCGUCGACGUCGAGAUCCUACGAUGACGACGACGGCGCCGCGGUCAUCUCCGCGCCCAUACUGUGGAUGUCCACCCCGGGCCGCGGCGCGUCGCAACGCGCCGGCGACAAUUCCGGCGGCGUCGCGAGCGCGCUCACCUCCGCCGCGGGCGCGGGCUCCGUGUACGUCGCGAUAACGCUCGGACUCCCCGACCGAUCGACGAAAUCGCAGCGCGAACGCGGCGUUAAAGGCGUCGAGCUGGACUUCUGCGUCGACACCGCGUGCAGCACCAACUUCAUCCUUCCUCAGGUGGCGUACGGUCUGGACAUGCAGAUUGUUGGGACGUCGCCCGCGGGGCAGGGCGCGACGGGCGCGGUGAGCGCGGGGCAAGAGAUGCUCCUCGGGACGGCGAAGUUGGGAGGAAACGGCGACGACGGCGUCGCGGCCAUCACCGGGCUGUCCGCGGGCGUCGUCCCGGUGCCCGCGCCGGGCACCGCGGGGAUCUUAGGGCGGUCGUUCCUGAACUGCUUCGGCGCGGUCGCGUUCGAGUGGGGCGGGGACAGAGAGCGCGCGCGCGUGGACUUUUGGCAAGCGUUCGAUUACGCCGAGGCGGAGAAAGAGGGCGGCUUGGAGUCGUUCGCGCUGAACGAGCUCCCGUGCGGGCUGCUCGCCGUCGGCGUCACCGUGAACGGCGUGUCCAUGCCCGCGCUCGUGGACACGGGCGCGCCGCAGACGAUCAUAAACAAGGCUGCGGCGGAGAGAGCGGGCGUCAUCGUCGGCGGCGAGAGCGGCGAGAGCGGCGAGAGCGACGGCGACGGAGGAGGGAUGAACCCGUUCUCCGGGCUCGUGAAGGCGAUCAAAAAAGGCCGCGAGCGCGCGAUGCAGGACCGCGGCGUGAUGGUCAUGGGCGCGGGCGGGACCCCGGAGCGUCUGGACCGCGUCGACGGCGCGGGGGUGCGGCUGAAGGUGACCGGCGGCGGCGCCGACGGCGUCGACGUGUUUUGCGAAGGCGUCCUCGUCGGGGAGCUCGCGGCGUUCCAGGCUGGAUUGGGACUCGCCCCGGGGGCGCCGGGGGUGAUCUUAGGCCUCGACGCGCUCAUGUCGCGGCCGCGGGUGGUGAUGAGCACCGCCCCGGGUUCGCCGAAGAUCGCGUUGUAA